UCUGCAACAUGAAGGCGUUCUGCUUCACUUUAACGAUUCUCUGUGUCGUCCAGAGUAUUCUGGCGUACCCGAGACCAGACUUCGCCAUUAAUGGAGCAGUGUCGGGUUCGGCUACAGUUAAGUCAACUUCGACUGAACUGGGCCAGGCUGCCACCGCCACAGGUACCGCCACAUUCACAUUAACUUCCGGUUAUACGAAGCUUACGACGGUCAGUAACGCCCUGCAAGCCGUUGGUGAUGCUGUUGUCGCCGCCGGUACUGCGGUUGCGACGGCAUUGAACGAUCUAGCCGGCGAUGCUUCCGGUCAAACCGCGACUGUGUUCGGUACGGUUAAUACCAAAAUCGAUGCCUUCACCGCAUUACUGAAUUCGCCAAUUUCUGGUAAUUUGGCUACGUUGACUACCAAUACUGGACCGGACAUUCCGAAACAGUUCCAAGAUGCGUUCACUGCCACGAAAUCCUCACUGUCUGCCCUCAAAUCGGCACUUGCUACGCUCAAGUCGAACGUCGAAGCUGCGAAAACUGCCGCCGGUUCGGGAGCAGUGUCAGCCGCCAUCAUCCGGGCGAAGGUGCCAGCAAAAUCUGUCAACGACGUGAUAACGGCAAUCCGCAACCUGAAAUCAAAUAUGCCGCUCAUCCAGUACGUCAUCGAGAGCUCGCUGGACAACCUUCGGCUGGUAGACUCGUUCAUUAAGGAGUUAAACACAGAGAUCUCCAAUACUGUGACGGGCAGAUACAAGACUUCAUACCAAGCCUUCCAGGCGAACCUCGACACUGAAGCGACAAACAUUAACUCGAAAUUAAGUAGCGGUGUCGGAAGUCCCGUCUCAUCGAUUAUUUCAACCAUCAAGACGGACUUGGAUGCAAACGCCAAAUACACUUCCGAUCUGGCUACACCAAUUGGCAAUCUGGCUACUGCUGUUCUGACUACAGUAUCGAAUAAAGCCACUGCCAUAACUGGGUUCUUCACCAGCUACUCCACUGCUGUACCGGCCAUCUUCUCAGAUCUGGCAACAACCCUCGGUACAAGCCUCCUCGGUGCGAUCAGAUCCGUAACGGAUGCGCAGAUUGCCAACGGUGGUUACUCCGACUUCUGCUUCAGCAAGUACUCGCCACAAGUGUUCGCCCAGGUAGCGCUGACCAUCGAUGCAUUUGAUGUGUGCUACGAGGUGGAGGUGAAUCGCCUGAUCAACUUUGAAUCGUCCGUCCAAAAUAUUGCCGUACAGAUUUCCUACAACACUGCCGACCUUCUGGACAACCUGAGUGCCUGUCUGGCACUGCCCACCACUGACACCAAAGGUGCCUGCUUCACGGCGCUCGCUCCGUACUACACCGCCAUUGCUACGAAGGCCGACUCCCUUCUUACGUCGCUUAGCAAUCUGGUUGCAGCAGAAGUGACAGCCAGCCAAAAACGCCUCGGUGCCUGUCUGAACACAGCGAUCUCGACGACUGCUCUGGUCUGUGCCGGUAUUAAGUCGAAUACCGUUUCAUGCAUGUCGACUGGUCCUGUUCCGUAGAACUCCUAUCUUUUUGCCAAACAUUACAAGCGAUGGUUCAAUCAAUGAAAAUAUAGUUGAAAGAUGACGUGCACCCAAACCUGUAUCGUUUCAAUGCGUCGUGAGCGCGUGUUAUU
Messenger RNA from Anopheles moucheti, 1633 nucleotides. RefSeq lists its product as uncharacterized. The record is from RefSeq and is a predicted model, not a curated record. The transcript has 3 exons. Bases 9 to 1517 code for a protein of 502 amino acids. Lineage: Eukaryota; Metazoa; Arthropoda; Insecta; Diptera; Culicidae.